UUCUUGUUAAUUUCAUUUCAUUACUGGGAAAAUUAAAUUUUUUUUUUUCCUUUUAAUAGAAAAAUAAGAGAAAAAUGACAACUGCUGCACUGACCUCCACAGCAACAGUUGGUGGUGGACGUUUCAAUUUCUGCGGGAGUAGUGCUUCUUCGUCUUCGUAUUAUUGUUAUUAUUAUAAUCCUCCUCCCCAAAGAAGAAGAAGACGGCGACGACGCCUAGUUGCUUCCUCCUCCUCAUCGUCGCCUGAUCCUCUUGGAAAUGAUAACGAUAAAAACAAAAAACAGCAACAGAUUGAUGAUGAGGAUGAUGAUGAAAAUCAGAUGUCAGUCUCUGUUAUCAAGAAGAGGCUUGUUGAUGCAAAUCCUGUUGGAUUAGGAAGACGGUCCAGGCAAUUAUUCGACGAGGCAUGGCGCAAGUUUUCAGAAUUGGGGCAAAUCUCUAGAACCACCCUUACCAACGACGAUAUUCUUCUUAUUCGGCAAGGGGGCCCUAUGUGCGAAUUUGCAAUCCCUGGGGCUCAGAACACUACUGUUCUCGUUGUCGGUGCUACCAGCCGUGUUGGUCGUAUUGUUGUACGCAAGCUUAUGCUCAGGGGAUAUUCUGUCAAGGCUCUAGUAAGGAAUGCAGAACAAGAUGUUGUGGACAUGCUUCCAACUUCUGUUAAGAUUGUGAUCGGUGAUGUCGGGGAUCCUGCCACCCUUAGAGUUGCUGUACAAGGCUGCAACAAGAUUAUCUAUUGUGCCACUGCUAGAUCAUCUAUAACUGUGGAUCUCAACAGAGUUGAUUAUCAGGGUGUAUACAACCUCAGCAAAGCCUUCCAGGACUACAACAAUAAGCUAGCUCAGUUGCGAGCUGGAAAAAGCAGCAAAAGCAAACUUACACUUGCAAAGUUCAAGUCUGCAGAUUCCUUGAACGGAUGGGAGGUUCGCAAGGGCACUUAUUUUCAGGAUGCAGUUGCUGCUAAAUAUGACGGAGGAAUGGAUGCUAAAUUUGAGUUCAGCGAGAGUGGAGAUGCAAUUUUCUCAGGUUAUGUUUUUACACGUGGAGGAUAUGUGGAACUGUCAACUAAACUAUCACUUCCUCUUGGCAGCACAUUGGAUAGGUAUGAAGGUCUCGUGCUUUCUAUAGGAGGGAAUGGAAGGUCAUAUGUCUUAAUUGUUGAGUCCGCUUCUUCAGCAGACACAAGCCAGAGCAAUCUGUACUUUUCUAGAAUUAGUACAAAAGUAGGGUUUUGCAGGGUAAGAGUACCGUUUAGUUCGUUUCGGGCAGUGAAUCCCGCUGAUCCACCAUUGGAUCCGUUCCAUAUACACACCCUGACCAUACGCUUCGAACCUAGAAGACAGGUUUAUUUUCCAUUCAAUGUCAGAUGACUCAUAAAAGCCAUGAUAUCCUACAUAUUAUAAAAGUUAUCUCAUUCUUACAUUUGGUAUAUGAAUUCAAAAGUUAUGAUGGUAAUAAGGAGUUAAGAUA
Molecule: messenger RNA, 1470 nt
Organism: Erigeron canadensis
Lineage: Eukaryota; Viridiplantae; Streptophyta; Magnoliopsida; Asterales; Asteraceae
Product: protein HIGH CHLOROPHYLL FLUORESCENCE PHENOTYPE 173, chloroplastic-like
Exons: 6
Coding region: 75-1370 (431 amino acids)
Source: RefSeq, a predicted model, not a curated record